Messenger RNA from Letharia columbiana, 1866 nucleotides. RefSeq lists its product as uncharacterized. Lineage: Eukaryota; Fungi; Ascomycota; Lecanoromycetes; Lecanorales; Parmeliaceae. The coding region runs from base 1 to 1866 and encodes 621 amino acids. The record is from RefSeq and is a predicted model, not a curated record. The transcript is spliced from 5 exons.
AUGGAUGAUUUGUUGGAUAAUUUCGCAGACCAGAGUCUCGAGUCACCGACGGAAGAGGGUUACAAGUAUCAUUUCAUCAAUGGCAGCCCUGCGGUCUCGGAGCAUGCGAGGCCCGAUCGCACUGCGGCCACUGCUACAGCUGUUUCGGGCAACGAUGACCCAUUCUUCGACAACAAAGCUUCUGGCAUCCCACAAGGCACUACCUCAGGUGUUGAGGACGAAGCAGAUUACAAUGCUGAUGUCGAUGAUGAUGAUGAAGACGAGCAUAGACGCGAUGAAGCUUCCCGUUACGAAUCUUACCAUCAGGAUCUGACCACUGGGGCAAGCUACAACGAUAAGUCGCUUCUUGAGAACGACACAGACGAUCUCGAUCCCUCCUUUCACAACGAAGACUACGAUGCCUUCGCGACGCACCGCACCAACAGCAGAGUGCCCUAUCCGAAUCUUGAGCCAUCUCUUGCUCCAAGCCAUGAUGGACGAGAUGAGUUGGAUGCCUUUGCUCAACACCUACGCCGAAUUCAUCGCCAAGACAUGGAAAGAGAUGAGCUUCUCACUAAACUCCAUCAGGAAAAUCUGGACUUGAAGAGGACAUUGAAAGAGAGUGUUCCGGGCGGUAACCCAAGGGCGGAAGCAGCUGAGCGGAGCUUGUUUGAGAUUCGCAAAGCCUUAGACACCAAUCCUUACGUCUGCGUUCUCAUUGACGGAAAAGGUUACAAAAUUCACGAAGAUCUCCUCCAAUCCGGGAAGAUAGGAGGGGCCGAGGCUGCAGACCGAUUGUGGACCGAAGUCUCGAACUACCUCCAACAGUUUGGGGAUGCCAAGUAUUGGGAGAUUAUGGUACACUUCUACAUCGACAUAGAAGGCAUAUUGGCUCGCUGCGUCAGUGCCGACAUCCCUCUGCUCAAUGGCGACGUACGAGGCUUUAUGCUUGGAUUUACACAAGCACGGCCGCUCUUUACUAUUGUAGACGUGGGAAACGACCCAGGGAAGGUAGCGCGGAAGGUAGAAGGAAUGUUCCACCUCUUCGUCAACAAUGUUCAAUGCAAACACUUGAUCUUCGGGUGCUGUCACAACAGGGCUUACGCAGUCACACUGGAACCUUAUGCCUUCAACCCUAUCACCGCCUUCAGUAUCACUCUGCUGAAGUCAUACGAAGACGACAUAUACUUCGGGGGUCUACCCUUCAGCGCAGUGGAAUUCCCACACGUAUUCCGGUCCACACCCUUCAAAGAAACGGAUAGACUAGCCGAGGAACUCGAUAUCAUGCAAGAUUUCCCACCACAGUCUGGCUCCGGCGGUAUCACGAGAGAGGGCGAGAAGACCAGCGCGAAUGAAAUUACAGGGGAAGACGAAGCCCUCGCCAAAUGGCAAGCCGCUUCCAACGCCUCCAUUCCUCUACCAACUCGGUUCCCGCGACCGGCGAAGCCUCAAUCAACCUGGGGUUCCAACCAGACGGUCCUCUUGAACAUCAACGACGAGCGCGUCGACCCUCCCCUUUUAGAAGAAGACUACGACACGUCAGAGAGCAUGAAAGAUCGCAUGGAAGCCAGGCGGUUCUGUCACUUCUACCAUUUGAUGGGCAAUUGCGUCUCCCUCAAUCCGGGCUUUAGACAGGCCUGCAAGUUCCGCCACGGACCCAAACUGAACCCCGAGGAGAUUGUGGUCCUCGGAAACAACGUGAAGAACCUGCCUUGUGGACGUGGCUCACGAUGCCGUCAACCGGACUGCGUCUUCGGACACAUCUGCCACGAUCAGCCAGGAUGUACCAGGGGAGCUCGGUGCCUACUCCAUAAAUUUCAUGAGGUGGACCCAACGGUGGUCAGGGUGUGGUCUGGACCCAGCGCAGUGGAUCGCAGAAGAUUUUAG